Drosophila pseudoobscura is the source of this 1550-nucleotide messenger RNA. RefSeq names its product coiled-coil domain-containing protein 47. NCBI's taxonomy places the organism in Eukaryota, Metazoa, Arthropoda, Insecta, Diptera, Drosophilidae. The transcript is spliced from 3 exons. Gene Ontology annotation, biological process: endoplasmic reticulum calcium ion homeostasis. Gene Ontology annotation, molecular function: calcium ion binding. Gene Ontology annotation, cellular component: endoplasmic reticulum. The coding region runs from base 1 to 1434 and encodes 477 amino acids. The record is from RefSeq and is a predicted model, not a curated record.
AUGCGACCAGUAUUUGCCUUUUUGCUGCUGGCGCUCAUCUGUGCGUGCCAGGCGCAGUCGGACUUCGAGGAAGGCGAUAAUGACAAUGAUUUUGCCGAAUUCGAUGAUGAGUUCGUGGGUUCCAACUAUUACACAGAGCCAGCGGCCAAAAAUGCAGAGUCCAAUUCAGCAGGUGAAGCUGGUGGAGCCAUUGGAUCUAGGGAGGAACAAGUGCCGCCACGCAAGCAGACACAAAUCGUUGACGACGACGAGGAGGACGGCCUUGUAGAGGAGGACGACGAGUUCGAGCACUUCCAGGACGAGGAGGAGUUCGAGGGCUACGACGGUGGCGACGCCAAGGACCCGCCAAUCGACGAGCAGGCCGAGCCCAAGCUCAACAUACCCAAUAUCCCACUGCACUUCCGCACCCACUGGGACUCCUAUUGGAUGGAGAUGCUGAUGGUUGCGGGUCUGCUGGCGUACUUUGCCAAUUUCUUUGCCGGAAAGGCGAAGAACGCACGACUGGCGCAGCUCUGGUUCAGCACGCACAAGGCUCUGCUGGACGAGAACUUUGCCCUAGUGGGGGAUGACGGAAAGCCGGAGAAUGAGAGUCCCGGUCUGAUUAAGGAGAGCGAGAGCCUGUACACGCUCUGGUGCUCGGGACGCACCUGCUGCGAGGGCAUGCUCGUCGAGCUGAAGAUGAUUAAGCGCCAGGAUUUGGUGUCCCUGGUGGCGGGACUUAUGCGUCCCCAGCUCGAUACGGUCCAUAUCAAAAUCGAUUUGACGCGUGGCUUAAUGGAUUCAUUUGUAUUUGCAGUCGGCUCUAAAAAGACCAUCACCAAGGUCUUUAAGGAAUAUACAGAUUUGAGCAAAUUCUGUAGUCUAGUCGGGAAGCCGGAGGAUCGCUACAAUGUUCCCAACGGCUUCGCAGUGCUCUCGGAGGUGCCAGAGGCCACAUCUGCCAUACUCGAAUCACGUAUUAUUACUGCACUUAACAAAUACCAAAGCUAUAUCGAUUACCUGCACAUUUCGGACCAGUUCAGUGGCCCCAUCCAGCAGGAGGAGGGCAAUACACUGAAGCAGCUGGAGACCAAGCCCGUCCUUCUAGCCGGUUUCAAUCUGCCCAAGCAUGCCGAAAUGGAAACCAUUAAGCCGUUGUUAUUGUUGAUCUUUUAUUUAAUGGAACGUUUGAAGACUUAUCGCAUGUCCAAGGAGGGCAAGUCGAAGUCGGACAAGAAUCGCCAGCGCGUUGAGGAGGAGUUCUUGAAGAGCACACAUGCUGCACGUGCCGAGGCAGCCGCUCAGCGUCGCGAGGACAAGCGCAAGCAGGAGAAGGAGCGCAUUCUGGCCGAUGAGGAUCCAGAGAAACAGCGCCGCUGGGAGGCCAAAGAACAGAAGCGGCAGGCCAAAAAGAAUGCCCCCAAAAUGAAGCGACUGGCCGUCAAAUCAUUGUAGAUUUGCUUCACAGUUUGCCAUUAGUUGUCUCUCAGGAGCGCUCCUCUUUAAAGUACAUAAAUUGACCAUUUGUAGUUGUUCCUCAAAUGCCACAGAAUAAAGCAAUAUAUUAUAUA